AUGUUUGCAUCAUUCAAUGGUCAUCUUGAAGUUGUUCAAUAUCUUAUCUCUGUUGGAGCUGAUAAAAAUUCAAAGACUAGAGAUGGAAAGACUGCACUCUCAGUUGCAAGUAUAAAGGUAAUUUUUUAUCUUAUGUCUAUUGGGGCCAAGUUAACAUAA
Messenger RNA from Trichomonas vaginalis G3, 159 nucleotides. Its product is annotated as ankyrin repeat protein family. The record is from RefSeq and is a predicted model, not a curated record. Gene Ontology annotation, molecular function: protein binding. The coding region runs from base 1 to 159 and encodes 52 amino acids. Lineage: Eukaryota; Parabasalia; Trichomonadida; Trichomonadidae. The transcript has a single exon.